Plectropomus leopardus (leopard coralgrouper) is the source of this 1647-nucleotide messenger RNA. It is a transcript of the gene pipox, whose product is annotated as pipecolic acid oxidase. Gene Ontology annotation, molecular function: sarcosine oxidase activity; L-pipecolate oxidase activity; flavin adenine dinucleotide binding. Gene Ontology annotation, cellular component: peroxisome. NCBI's taxonomy places the organism in Eukaryota, Metazoa, Chordata, Actinopteri, Perciformes, Serranidae. The record is from RefSeq and is a predicted model, not a curated record.
CAGAAUGUCGACUAAUGGGGAGUAUGACUGCAUAGUGAUCGGGGCCGGGGUUCAGGGCUCCUUUACAGCCUACCAGCUGGCCAAAAAGAAACAGAGGACUCUUCUGCUGGAGCAGUUUGUCCUGCCCCACACCCGAGGAAGCUCCCAUGGCCAGACCCGCAUCAUUCGCAAGGCCUAUGAGCAGGACUUCUACACCCACAUGAUGGAGGAGUGCUACCAGCUGUGGGCCCAGCUAGAGAGGGAGGCAGGUGUCAAACUGUACAGACAAACAGGGCUCCUGGUGAUGGGACCAGAGAACAGCCAGAGUUACCAGCUGUUUAAGAACACUCUUCAGAGGAACAAGGUUCCUAUCAUGAUCCUUAACAGUGACAAUUUCAGCCAACACAUCCCCCAUGUCGCCCUGGCAGAGGGAGACGAAGCGGUGGUGGACAUAACUGCUGGAGUUCUGUAUGCCGACCGUGCACUCAAGGCUGUACAGGGGCAGUUCCAGAAGUUGGGUGGGAUCAUAAGAGACAAAGAGAAGGUAAUGGACAUAAAGCCUGGCCCUGUUGUGACAGUCUCAACAUCUGACGGCGUUUAUCGAGCCAAGCGUGUGGUGAUAACUGCUGGACCAUGGGCUAAUAGACUGUUGGCCCACACCGGCUUACAGUUGCCACUUGAGGUGGUGAAGAUCAAUGUGUGCUACUGGAAAGAGAAGGUUCCCGGAACAUACAACGUGAAGCAACGCUUUCCCUGCUUCCUGCUGACUGAGGGCAAGGAGGCCAACGAGCACAUCUAUGGCCUCCCCUCCAAUGAGUACCCAGGCUUGGUGAAGAUAUGCUACCAUAUGGGCAGUGAGACAGACCCAGACCAGAGAGACAAGCAGACAGACAGGUCUGAUAUUGUCAUCCUCAAGCGCUGCAUCACCCGCUGUUUACCUGGCCUGGUCCCUGAACCUGCGGUGGUGGAGAGCUGCAUGUACACGCUAACGCCUGACCGUCAUUUUGUGCUGGACUGCCACCCCACCUACAGCAACAUUGUGGUUGGAGCAGGAUUUUCAGGUCAUGGCUUCAAGUUUGGACCAAUCAUUGGCAAGCUCCUGAGUGAACUCAGCCUGGGAGAAGUGCCCUCCUAUGACCUCUCACCUUUCCGAAUCAGACGCUUCCAGGCAAUGACCAAAUCAGCUUUAUAGAGCUGGGAAUAUUGAGAGCAUCAACAGAGCAUCACAGAGUCUUAUCUGAUUGUCAUUGUAAUAUGAUUUGAUGCUGUCUUGGUAAUUUAGCCCCACCUUGUUAAUCACAAUUAGACAAUAACAUAUGUUUUGUAUGCCACUUUAUUUGAUGUGAUCAGUUUAGUUUCCAAUUCCAUAUGGUGUAAUCAGCUGUUGGCACUCAGCCAUCAUGAAAAUAAGUGGGCCCUAUGUUACACCCAGCACAAAGCCACAGACAGUGCAGUGUACUUGCUCCCAUCUGUGUACCCAUGGGUGGGUAGGUCUUAAAAUGAAGUGUCGUCAGGAUUUGUCAGAUUCCUAUUUUGAGGCAGCAGAAAGUCAAAAUGAAGGAGUAUUUUCUGAUUUUUUAAAGGGCUCAUCAUUCAGAUAGUAAAAUGCACUUACAUAGGUGGGUUCAGGUCGGCAGGUGGGUGAAAUAAUAAAUCAUUUUAAUCAUU